AUCAGAUGGAACAGCAAUGGUUACAGUGCAAUAUGCUCGGUAAUUAACGACUGAUGAAGAACCAAAAAUGGUGGAGGAACUGUGGAUUGAAUGGACAUAACCUAUUUCUCAAUGUCAUACCAAUGUAAAGGCAAUUUCCUUCUCACAAUUCACAAACCAACCAUUCCCUCAGUGUUUCUGUUUCUGUCUUAAUGGAGAAGAUUAAACUUGGCAUGAGAUUUCAAGGUAAGGUGGCCAUUGUGACGGCUUCCACUCUGGGAAUCGGCUUUAGCAUAGCCCAAAGGCUUGGUUUGGAGGGUGCAUCUGUUGUCAUUUCUUCUCGGAAACAGCAAAAUGUUGAUAAGGCUGCUGGCAAACUGAGAGCUCAAGGAAUCGAAGUAUUGCCUAUUAUUUGUCACGUUUCAAAUGCACAACAAAGGAAGAAUUUGAUCGACAAAACUUUACAGAAGUAUGGAAAGAUAGAUGUCAUUGUGUCGAAUGCUGCCGUACAUCCUUCUGUAGAUCCCAUUUUGCAAACACAAGAAUCGAUCCUUGACAAGCUGUGGGAGAUAAAUGUCAAAUCCACCAUUCUUCUUCUCAAGGAUGCAGCUCCUCACUUGAAGAAGGGUUCGUCUGUUGUACUCAUUUCCUCACUUGCUGCUUAUAACCCACCACCUACCAUGGCUAUGUAUGGAGUGACCAAAACAGCAGUUCUUGGACUUACCAAAGCUCUGGCAAGUGAAAUGGCGCCCAACACUCGAGUGAAUUGUGUUGUUCCUGGAAUUGUGCCAACUCAUUUUGUUGCACUUUAUACCUCUAAUGAUGCUAUAAGGAAGGAACUAGAAAGGACGACAUUGAUUGGAAGGCUUGGUACAGCUGAAGAAAUGGCAGCUGCUACAGCGUUUUUGGCGUCUGAUGAUGCUUCUUACAUAACAGGAGAAAAUCUCGUGGUUUCUGGGGGAAUGCCUUCCAGGUUGUAGUUCCACUUUAUUGAAAAUUGUUAAAAACCUUAACUGUAAAUUUCUAAACAUCAAUUUAAGUGAGUAAACACACAAGAAAGUGAAAUGUAAAGCGCAUUUUAACUUGAUUUUAAUCAACAUUUACACAGUAACAUGGAUGGUUUUCGAUUUUUACAACUACUAACAUAGGCAGGAUACAACAUAUCGACUUAGUAAUACAAGUUAACGAAACUUGACAAAUAAAAUUUAGCUACAUUCCGGCUAGAAUUAGCUCAAACAUAAGAACACAACUACUCUGAACCCCUUCGGGCUCCUCUAGCUAUGUACAUAUAUAAGCAGAAAAAGUACAACCCAACUUCGUGGAUACAUUGACCGAUGACUGACCUUCUCAAAGUGAUUGUAGUUGGACUGGUAAAUCCUUGCGUCAUAUCAAUCAAAUCUUCUGAUUAUCAUGACAAUUUUAGUAGUGCUCUUAGAAUAAUCUUGCAAGCCAUUUUACACAAAAACCAGUAAUUGGAAAGUACUUCGAUUACUUAGUGUAGGAUUUCCCCAUCAGUUUUGUCAUUUCAGAAGUGUGUCACACUGAUCUGCAAGCAAAAGGAAAAA
This is a messenger RNA of Vigna angularis (adzuki bean), 1544 nucleotides long. RefSeq names its product tropinone reductase-like 3. Lineage: Eukaryota; Viridiplantae; Streptophyta; Magnoliopsida; Fabales; Fabaceae. The transcript has 6 exons. Gene Ontology annotation, molecular function: oxidoreductase activity. The coding region runs from base 192 to 959 and encodes 255 amino acids. The record is from RefSeq and is a predicted model, not a curated record.